CACACCAAACUUUAGCGAUUACUGUAGUAAUCUUUUUAUAGCGUCGCCUCCGUCUCUACUGGACAUCUCACAUCACAUAUAUAAGAAUUCUCUUAUUUUAGCUAGCGGCUACCCCUUUUUGAAUAAACAUAGAAGAUAGAGAUGGGAAACAGUAUAGGCAGAGGAAGGAAGGCAAAGGUGAUGAAGAUUGAUGGCGAAACGUUCAAGUUAAAGACUCCGGCGAGGGCAAGGGAUGUUGUCAAGGACUAUCCAGGACACGUACUGCUGGAUUCGGAGGCUGUUAAGCAUUUUGGUAUCCGGGCUAAACCAUUAGAGUCUGAACAGGAGCUGAAGCCGAAGAAAAUAUACUUCCUGGUAGAAUUGCCAAAGGUUCCUGAAGAGAAAGAGCUCAGCAGGGCCACCAGAAGGGUACGCUCAGGAAUUUACAUGAGUGCUAAGGACAGGCUUGAGUGCCUGAUGCUGUCUCGGAAAUCUGUUUCUGACCUUUCCAUUGCUAGAUCAUUGUCUACUCAAGUUCCUGAUGGGCCUACGCCGGUUCGGGUGAAAAUGAGGCUUCCUAAGGCUCAAGUUGAAAAACUGGUGGAAGAGAGCAAAGAUGAAGUAGAGGUGGCUGAAAAGAUUGUUGAUAUUUUCAUGGAAAAUUCCGGCGAAGUUAACUGCCGCGAUGGUAACCGACGGCAAGCGCUAUGGAGGCCAGAACUUGGUAGCAUAAGAGAGAAUCUUAAGCCACGUAAGAAGCGAGUGAGUUUUGUACCAGACGAAGGAGAAAUCAAAUUGGCAUUAGCCUCCUAUUAGCGCUGAUAAAAAAGAUUCAAGAGAAAAGGCAGAAUUAAACAAAUUUCAAGUAUGUCACCAAAUCCACAUGUACAUAUGCCAAAAUCUUUGGAGAAUUGGCCCAUGUUUAUCCAUCAUGAUCUCCUAUGUUCUUCCUUUGAUGGCAUUUUUGGCAUUGGGUCUCAAAAUUCUCAAUUUACAAGCUAUAUUUUGUGCAGGAGUAUUGUUUACUCCCUCUCAUUCUGGGCUAUGCUUCUGUUCUGUGUCUUUUUAUCUUGGCUUUGUACUCCUAUUUUAACUAGUAAUAAAAAUUUUGUCAUUAUUGUCUCA
Messenger RNA from Hevea brasiliensis (rubber tree), 1104 nucleotides. RefSeq lists its product as uncharacterized. The coding region runs from base 142 to 795 and encodes 217 amino acids. Lineage: Eukaryota; Viridiplantae; Streptophyta; Magnoliopsida; Malpighiales; Euphorbiaceae. The transcript has 2 exons. The record is from RefSeq and is a predicted model, not a curated record.